AGCGCAGCGGGGGCCGGGGCCCUGGGUCGGGGCUGCGCCCCUGCGCCCCACCGCGGGACGGGCCCGGCCUCACCCCGCCCGGGGCCGUCCCAACCCGCCGGCCGCGGCCUACCCGCGGGCGCACAGCCCCAGCGCCGCGCAGGAGCAGGGCCGGGCCCGAGCCAGCCCGGCGCGGUGAGUGCCUGCGCGGCGCUGGGGCUCAGGCCGAGGCCGCGCCGUAAGGGCGUUGCUGAGGCGGGGCCGAGCCGCGGGCGGUGGAGGCCGGGCGGUAUGAUCGGCACCGUGCUCUGCUACGUGCUGCUUCCGGCGGCGCGGCUCCUCCGGGCCCUCCGAGUGAGUCUGACUGACGUAACUACAAUUGGACUGUGGCCUAACAUUCAGGAAGAGGCAAGAUGCUUUCUUUACCUGUCGAAAGAAUGUGCUUCUGGCGAAGAGCACGUCCACCCAGAUAGAAGGUGUCUUUGCUGCAGCCAGAGGAAAGUCGGUCCCAGAAGAGCAAGAAGCCCUUCUCCAGCAGUGGCUGGAGGAAGGAGCAGGGAAUUUGCCAGCCAGUGAGAGUGUUCCAGCAGUGGGGAAAGUAUCGGUUACGUUCACUAGUGACUGGGUAGAAGGUUCAGAGCUAUUGAUGACUAGCCUUAGUGACCUCAAUUCGGCUCCGGAAGUCACCCGGUGUGCUGGUCAGCAGCUUACAGAGCUACACGCCUUGGCUUCUUCAGAACUGCACGAUCAUCCAGUGACUGAACUGGCAAAAUUACCAGCAGAGGAAACUGUGGCUGUAGCAGGCAGUGCCCCUCAGGCAGCAGUGGUGCCUCAGACAGACCACCAGAUAGCUGGCUGUGCUGCUGUCAAGGUAGAAGUGCAGAAUGAAGACCCAGCUGUGCUGGCCUGGAGUUUAGCGCAUGAUGCAGAGACGGUGCCAACAGAGCCCCCAGCUUGGCCCAUUCAGGACACGGUACAAUUUUGUCCUCUCCCAACAGAGGUACCCUACCAUGAGGUUUUAUGGAGAGACUGGGAGGAUCUUUCUGUCCAGCCCUGUGCGCUAGAGCAGGUCUCAGAAGACACCCCUCUCUUUGAAUUUCGAGUUAUGUCUUACAACAUCCUUGCCCAGGACCUGGUGGAGCAGGGCCUUGAUCUCUAUGCACAUUGUCAUCCAGACAUCCUGAACUGGAACUACCGCCUUCCAAACCUUUUGCAGGAGAUCCAGCACUGGGAUCCUGAUGUUCUGUGUCUGCAGGAGGUGCAAGAGAACCAUUACUGGGAGCAGCUGGAACCGACAUUCAAGGAGAUGGGCUUUGCAUGCUUCUAUAAACGGAGAACCGGAACAAAGACAGAUGGCUGUGCAGUGUGCUAUAAGCACAGUAGGUUCCAGCUGAUCAGCCUCAGCCCCAUAGAAUACUUCCGGCCUGGCCUGGACAUCCUCAAUCGAGAUAAUGUGGGCUUGGUGCUGCUGCUACAGCCUCUGCUGCCAGAGGGCCUAGAUCUGAAGGCAGUCAGUCCUUUGUGUGUGGCCAACACUCAUGUGUUGUUUAAUCCCCGGAGGGGAGAUAUCAAACUGGCCCAGAUGGCCUUGCUCCUAGCAGAGAUUGACAAGAUUGCAAAAACUACUGAAGGCGGCUAUUAUCCUGUCAUCUUGUGUGGAGACCUGAACUCUGUACCUGAUUCUCCACUCUACAAAUUCAUCCGGAACGGUGAGCUUUCCUACCAUGGGAUGCCAGCAUGGAAGGUGUCUGGUCAGGAAGACUUUUCCCAACAGUUGUAUUCACGGAAACUGCUGGCCCCACUGUGGCCGAGCUCACUGGGUGUAACAGACAAGUGCCAAUAUGUUGCCCUUUGCCAGCCAAAAAAACCAGGCAGACGUAAGUACAGCCGGGACUUCCUGCUCCAGUUUCAUUUUUGUGAUGUUGCCUGUGAACGACCACCGCAGCUGGUCCUCUUGGAAGGUGUGACAGAUGCUAAACCAGACUGCCCUGCACACUGGCCCAAACCUGCUGCCAUGGUGAAGGACCCCGAUCCCCAACCAUUCAUCCCAAGGUCUUCAGGCAUUAUCCAGCAUGGCCUCAACCUGACCUCUGUGUACAGCCACUUCCUGCCACAGAGGGGAUGCCCCGAGGUCACAACGAUGCCCAUGGGGCUUGGAGCCACUGUCGAUUAUAUCUUCUACUCGGCAGAGCCUGUGGAGAAUGGGAACAGAGGGCGUCGCAGGCUGUACCGGGAUGGAGCUCUGAAGCUGCUUGGCCGCCUUUCCCUUCUCUCUGAAGAUGUCCUGUUGCUGGCAAAUGGCUUACCAAAUCCUUUUUGUUCAUCUGAUCAUCUCUGCCUGCUGGCUAGCUUUGGCUUGGAGAUCACCAGCCUCAGAGAGGAGUUAUCUGCAGCAAGGCCAGGAAGGCGCUUGGAAAUCACCACAACAUCCGACCCCACACUGCAACAAGCUCUGCAAGCGUUCGCUCACUCCUCUUAAAACUCUUUGGCAUCAAGGGUCUCUUUUCUGGCAGACACCGUUCUGUGGAAGAAUGCUUUCUGAUGUGGGAGGCUGCACCCAAAUUUAAUUUCUUCUGGUUCAAAGACUCACCUUUGCCUGUCUCACUUACUCUUCCACCUCAAGUAUUCGGACUCUUCUAAAUUUAUCCUUCCUCGUCUUUUAAUUAUUUAUGCCGCCUUCCUCUCUAGGGCAAACCAUCUCCCUUCCAGGGGUCUCGCACAUCAGACACCUGGAGUCUGUUUUCCAGCAAGGCCUCAGAAGCAGAGGGUGCUGCUGGCGCGGUGGGGCCGGGCAGGGCCGGGCCCCGCGGCACCCGCCCGC
This is a messenger RNA of Phalacrocorax carbo (great cormorant), 2800 nucleotides long. Lineage: Eukaryota; Metazoa; Chordata; Aves; Suliformes; Phalacrocoracidae. The record is from RefSeq and is a predicted model, not a curated record.